This is a messenger RNA of Symbiodinium sp. CCMP2456, 5271 nucleotides long. The record is from the annotation of a GenBank genome assembly. Lineage: Eukaryota; Dinophyceae; Suessiales; Symbiodiniaceae.
AUGGAGAAGAAAUUCCAGGUGAGCUUAGUCGGGCUAAGCGCAGAACACACCUUGAAAGAGAUCCUGGCCACGCUGCAGAGUACGUACUCCGGCUCUGUCGGGAUCGAGUACAUGCACAUCGGAGAUCUCCAGAAGAUUGAUUGGAUCCGACAGCGGGUGGAAGAUCCCAACUUCAUUCCCUCUGACAAGAGCAAGCUCCUGAAGGUGUACAAGGAGCUGUUGAAAGUGGACACCUUCGAAAUGUUCCUGAACACACAGUACAAGACAACCAAGCGCUUCGGCGUCGAUGGCGGCGAAACGGCAGUGGCUGGCGUCAAUGCGGCCAUCGAGAAGGCUGCGACGCUGGGCAUGUCCGAGUGCGUCAUCGGCAUGCCACAUCGUGGCCGGCUGAAUGUCCUCACCAACGUGGUGCGGAAGCCUCUGGUGCAGAUGUUCGCAGAGUUCAAGGGCACCCAUUACGACUUCGAGAAGCUCGUGGAGAAGAGCGACGAGGACGACUGGCUCUUCGCUGGUGAUGUGAAGUACCACCUCGGCACCUCACAGGUCUUCAGCUUCGAAGGGGGCAAGACGAUCACGGCCACCCUCGAGGCAAACCCCUCCCACUUGGAGACCGUGAACACAGUCACGCUCGGUCGUGCUCGGGCAAAACAGUACUACUUAGGCAACACGGAGGAGUCACGAACUCGAGUUCUUCCCAUCCUCUUCCAUGGCGAUGCGUCCUUCGCCGGUCAGGGCGUCGUCUAUGAGACCAUGCAGCUGGCCCACGUGCAGGAGUUUGAUGUGGGUGGCACCAUCCACGUCAUCAUCAACAACCAGGUGGGCUUCACCACGGAUCCUGUGGAUGACCGGUCCACCCUGUACACCUCGGACCUUGGCAAGAGCUUCAAUCUUCCCAUCUUGCAUGUAAACGGUGAUGACCCUGUGGCAGUCACCAGUGCAUUCGAGCUCGCCGCCGAGUGGAGACAGACCUGGCAAACAGAUGUCAUCGUCGAUGUUGUUUGCUACCGCCGCUUCGGCCACAACGAGACGGAUGCGCCAGAGUAUACGCAGCCAGUGCUGUACAAGCAGAUCAACAAGCAUCCUCGAACCGAAGCGGUGUACGCCAAAAGCUUGGUAGACAGUGGCGCCGCUACUCCACAGGAGCUCGAAGCAAUGAAGUCGGCGAUCUGGAAAGAGCACGAAGCCGCCUUCAAGGAAGCUGACAGCUUCAAGCCCAGUGAGGAAGCCGAAUGGGUUGCCACCAAGUGGGAGGGCUUCGUCCGUCCCACCGACAUGUCCAACUCUCAUCCGACUGGGGUGGACGUUGAGCUGCUGCGGAAAAUUGGAGAGAGGCUUUGCUACACUCCAGAUGGCUUCAAGGUUCACAAUGGCCUCAAGCGUCAGUUGAAGAAGAAGAUGGAGGAUUUGGAAGGCGGCGAGACAAUCGAUUGGGCCACGGCUGAGGCAUUAGCCUUCGGCAGCCUCCUUUUGGAGGGCAACCAUGUCGUGCUCAGCUCUGAGGCUGACCGCUUGGGCGAGGGUUGUGGGGACCCGGCCAGAUCCCUGGUUGCUACCUCCAACGGCGACGUUUCGCGGGCGCUCCACGAGCUGCGUCAGGCCGAUGUGCCAUUGAAUGUCGUGCAUGUCAACGUUGCCAUCAAGGCCGCCAGGGGGAACUGGCGCCUGGCCUUGCAGGUCCUCUCGGAGGCGGCUGGGUGGAGAGUGGAUCCGGAUGUCAUCUCCUUCAACUCGGUGAUCAGCGCUUGCCGCAAAGCUUGGCCAAGCGCAGUCUCACUGCUGGAGAGUAUGAGAGCGAACCGCGUGGUGGCGACGGAAGUCAGCUACAGCUCAGCCAUCAACGCUUGCAGCGACGCCUGGGAAGUGGCAAUAGAGCUGUUGAAGGCGAUGGCGGAGGAAGCUUUGCAGCCCUACGUCGUCGCCUGCGGCGCGGCCAUCAACGCCUGCGCCCGUGCCGGGCAGAGCAUCACUGCUAGGCAGAUCCUGGAGGAGAUGGAGAUGAAUCGGCUGCAGGCCAACCAGAUCGCCUUCAACUCAGCCAUCUCCGCCUGCGAGAAGGCCGGUGACUGGGAGGAGGCUGUUGCGCUCUUGCAGCGGAUGUGCAAGAAGCGCUUGUCGGCCGACACCGUGAGCCACAACGCCCUCAUCAGCACCUUCCAAAAGGCCGGCGAGUGGCAGCGAGCCAUGCUGCAGCUGCAGGUGAUGUCCGAAGAGAAGGUGAGCCCAGAUACAAUCUCGCACAAUGCCCUGAUUUCCGCCUGCGCUGGUGCCGGAAGGUGGGAAGCGGCCCUGGACGUCUUUGCGUCAAGGCUCCGUGCUGGGGGCGCUGAUGCCCAUAGCCUUACAGCAGCGCUAAGUGCGCUGGCCUUGGCGGGGCUUUGGGUUCGAGCAUUGGCCCUGCUCGAGGAAGCCAAGCUGCGGUCGCUGUCUCCCAGCUGCGCUGUGUGCAACGCUGCGAUGGGCGCUUGCGACGUCGCGGGUCAAUGGCAGCGUGCGCUGUUGCUACUGGCCUCUAUGCCGAGGCAGCAGAUUCAAGCCGAUCGCAUCAGCCGUGUGACGGCGAUAAGCACUUGUGGGCAGGCCUCACAGUGGCAGCUUGCUCUGGCGCUGCAAAGAACAGCCGACGGCGCAUCAAGUGCGGCAGCAGCCGCUUCUGCCUGUGGGAGCGCCAGUCAAUGGAGGAGAGCUUUGGCCAUUAUCGAUGCGCUUCCAGAAGCCUCCCUGGACGAGGUUUGCUACGGUGCCGUGAUUCGCGCUUGCGAGGUGCCCCGAAAGUGGAGCUUGGCCGUUGCGCUGGUUGAAGAGAUGUGCAGCAAGGCGCUUCGGGUCAAUGAGAUCUGCAUCAGUGCUGCGGUGGCCGCAUCCCGGGAUGUCUGGUGUGCUGCACUCGCUCUCCUCCAGCUGGCGCCCAGCGAAGCAGGCUUUGGUGCCGCCAUCCGUGCUUGUCAAGAAGCUACAGCAUGGGUGGCCGCCUUAGGCCUCUUUGCAGAUUUCCGGGAGGAGAUCGGUCAGGACAGCCUUGCAAUUGCGACGCUCACGAUGUCGGCUUGCGCACAAGCCGACCAGUGGCAGCAGGUUCUGUCACUCGCAGAGCUUGUUUCUCAAGACGAGGUCGGCUACGAAGCUGCAGAGAUCGGCACAUCGCUGUCGGUGGCGCUGGCAGAGUGCGAACUCAGGUCUUUACCCUUUGCCGAGCGCCGGCUUCUAGUUUCCUUGGGUCGCCGUUCUUUGGACCCCACGGCUGCCCAGCUUCUUCGGCUGUCCGGUGGUUGGCGACGGGACCUGGCUCCGCUGGCGGCCACCCUGGCGGUUUUGCAAGGGCCGGCUGCUGCCGCAGCAGCAAGGAGCUACCACAGGGAAGUGUCACUUCUACGACGGGUCGUUGACAAGGCACUUCCCGGGGACGUGUCGUCCAUCCUCGGGGCUCUGAACGACUUCGGUGAGGAGCUGGAGUGGGCGAAGUUCGCCGGGGGGAGCAAGGGCGAGGCGAUUGUGGCAGCUGUGCGUGGCGCCCUGCCCUUCCAUACUGGGUCAAGGCAAAGGAAUCUGGGCAUCCUCGAGAUCGGCACUUACUGUGGAAAUUCGGCUCUUCGAAUGGCCUCUGCGCUGCCAGGUGUUCUCUUGACAUCCUUGGAACUUGACCCGGUGUACGUGGCCAUAGCCAGGUGCCUCCUCGGCUUUGCAGGGCUGAACGACCAGGUGAAGGUGUGGACAGGCCACAGUCGUCUGCUCCUGCCCACUCUGAAAGUGCGGCUGCAGCACGGCUCUGCAGAUCCGGAGUCGUUGCGGUUUGGAGCGCUGCUGAUAGACCGCUGGGGCACCGAGUAUGACGAAGACCUCGACAUGGUAGAAAAGCACCAGCUGAUGGCCGAACAUGGUGGCAUUAUUGUUGCCGACAAUGUGCUCUCCACAGCUGCUGCGAACUACCUGUGGAGGACCUCUGCGCAUGCAGCCAGCAAGAUCGAAGGCACCGAUGGUGCGGCCUUGUGCUACACGUCGCAGGUAGUGUCGGUGACGGAGGUAGCAGACCGCUCGCAGGAGGACUGGGUUUCUGUGGCCGUGAGCACUGGGCGACGGGCGCCGGAAGACCUCCAGAUUCCUGAGGAGCUUGCAGAGCUGAAUCAGCGUUCGGCGUGCCUCCGCCCACGUGUGGUGGGACCUUGGGGCGGCCAGGUGGCAGCGGCCGAGAUGCCGCAGCUGGCGGCCGAAGCAAAGGAGACUUUCAUCGCUCGGAACUCCAUCCUCGCAGAGUACGGGGUGGUGGGGUUCGAGCUUGGCUACAGCUACGAAAAUCCGACUGCGCUGGUGGUUUGGGAGGCCCAGUUUGGCGACUUCGCAAACACGGCUCAGGUGAUGACGGAUCAGUUCAUCUCUGCUGGAGAGCACAAGUGGCUUCAGCAAACUGGCCUCGUGAUGCUGCUGCCCCACGGCUACAUGGGCCAGGGCGCAGAGCACAGCUCCUGUCGAAUUGAGAGAUUCCUGCAGAGCAGUGACGACGACGAGGACGACAUCCCGGAUUUCAAGGACGGCUUCGGGAGGCGCCAAGCACAGAAGGCCAACUGGCAGGUCAUGAACCUCUCCACUCCGGCGAACUACUUCCAUGCCCUGCGUCGGCAGCAGCAUCGGGAUUUCAGGAAGCCGAUGGUUGUAGCCUCACCGAAGAAUCUGUUCCGCCUGCGCCAGUGCGUGAGCCCCAUUUCUGACAUGGAGGCAGACACGCGAUUUCAGCGCCUCAUUGGCGAGAGAGACCCGGAGAUAGCUGGCAACCCAGACAAGGUGGAGCGCCUGAUCUUCUGUAGCGGAAAGAUCUACUACGAGCUGGUGGCCGAGCGAGAGAGGCUCGGCCUAAAGAAUGUGGCCAUCGUCACCAUCGAGCAGCUCGCCCCCUUCCCCUUCGACCGGGUGAAGCAGGUCAUGGCAACCUACAAAAACGUGGAUGCUGGAGAUGGCGUUCAUCCCGGGCAGUUCGUGUGGUGCCAGGAGGAGCCGAAAAAUAUGGGCCCUUGGACCUACGUGCGCCCCCGCUUUGUGACGACAGCCCGCGAGGGCUUCGACACGGACUUGGUGAUGCGAUACAUUGGGCGUCGUGCUGCUGCGAGUCCGGCUACCGGCUACCCGAAGCUUCACAACGCCGAGCAGGAGGCGAUAAUGCGCGAGGCCCUGCUGGGCACCUCGGAUGCCUCUGCAGCCGACAACUAUUCGGCCCCUUGGACUUGCCGUGCCCUCCCCUGGUAUCCCGUGCUUGCUAAGUGUCAGGGUUUCAGGCAGCUCUGA